GCUACUUGCUGGGAAAGAACAUUAGGAAUGCCUUUUAGUGCCUUGCUUCCUGAACUAGCUCACAGUAGCCCGGCGGCCCAGGGCAAUCCGACCACAUUUCACUCUCACCGCUGUAGGAAUCCAGAUGCAGGCCAAGUACAGCAGCACGAGGGACAUGCUGGAUGAUGAUGGGGACACCACCAUGAGCCUGCAUUCUCAAGCCUCUGCCACAACUCGGCAUCCAGAGCCCUGGCGCACAGAGCACAGGGCUCCCUCUUCAACGUGGCGACCAGUGGCCCUGACCCUGCUGACUUUGUGCUUGGUGCUGCUGAUAGGGCUGGCAGCCCUGGGGCUUUUGUGUAAGUCUGCGCUCUGGCCUGGGGGAGGAUCCUGGUUCCAAGUUUUUCAGUACUACCAGCUCUCCAAUACUGGUCAAGACACCAUUUCUCAAAUGGAAGAAAGAUUAGGAAAUGCGUCCCAAGAGUUGCAAUCUCUUCAAGUCCAGAAUAUAAAGCUUGCAGGAAGUCUGCAGCAUGUGGCUGAAAAACUCUGUCGUGAGCUGUAUAACAAAGCUGGAGCACACAGGUGCAGCCCUUGUACAGAACAAUGGAAAUGGCAUGGAGACAAUUGCUACCAGUUCUAUAAAGACAGCAAAAGUUGGGAGGACUGUAAAUAUUUCUGCCUUAGUGAAAACUCUACCAUGCUGAAGAUAAACAAACAAGAAGACCUGGAAUUUGCCGCGUCUCAGAGCUACUCUGAGUUUUUCUAUUCUUAUUGGACAGGGCUUUUGCGCCCUGACAGUGGCAAGGCCUGGCUGUGGAUGGAUGGAACCCCUUUCACUUCUGAACUGUUCCAUAUUAUAAUAGAUGUCACCAGCCCAAGAAGCAGAGACUGUGUGGCCAUCCUUAAUGGGAUGAUCUUCUCAAAGGACUGCAAAGAAUUGAAGCGUUGUGUCUGUGAGAGGAGGGCGGGAAUGGUGAAGCCAGAGAGCCUCCAUGUCCCCCCUGAAACAUUAGGCGAAGGUGACUGAUUCGCCCUCUGCAACUACAAAUAGCAGAGUGAGCCAGGCGAUGCCAAUGCAAGGGCUACUUGAGACAUUGGGAAAUGGAACAUAAUCAGGAAACACUAUCUCUCUGACUAGUACAAAAUGGGUUCUCGUGUUUCCUGUUCAGGAUCACCAGCAUUUCUGAGCUUGGGUUUAUGCACAUAUUUCACAGUCACAAGAAGUCUUAUUUACAUGCCACCAAUCAACCUCAGAAACCCAUAAUGUCAUCUGCCUUCUUGGCUUAGAGAUAACUUUUAGCUUUCUUUCUUCUCAAUGUCUAAUAUCACCUCCCUGUUUUCAUGUCUUCCUUACACUUGGUGGAAUGAGAAACUUUUUGAAGUAGAGGAAAUACAUUGAAGUAACAUCCUUUUCUCUGACAGUCAAGUAGUCCAUCAGAAAUUGGCAGUCACUUCCCAGAUUGUACCAGCAAAUACACAAGGAAUUCUUUUUGUUUGUUUCAGUUCAUACUAGUCCCUUCCCAAUCCAUCAGUAAAGACCCCAUCUGCCUUGUCCAUGCCGUUUCCCAACAGGGAUGUCACUUGAUAUGAGAAUCUCAAAUCUCAAUCAAUGCCUUAUAAACAUUCCUUCCUGUGUCCAUUAAGACUCUGAUAAUUGUCUCCCUUCCACAGGAAUUUCUCCCAGGAAAGAAAUAUAUCCCCAUCUCAGUUUCAUAUCAGAACUACUGUCCCCGAUAUUCCCUUCAGAGAGAUUAAAGACCAGAAAAAAGUGAGCCUCUUCAUCUGCACCUGUAAUAGUUUCAGUUCCUAUUUUCUUCCAUUGAUCCAUAUUUAUACCUUUCAGGUACUGAAGAUUUAAUAAUAAUAAAUGUAAAUACUGUGAA
Messenger RNA from Gorilla gorilla gorilla (western lowland gorilla), 1865 nucleotides. RefSeq names its product C-type lectin domain family 1 member A (gene CLEC1A). The transcript is spliced from 6 exons. The coding region runs from base 125 to 1009 and encodes 294 amino acids. Gene Ontology annotation, cellular component: plasma membrane. NCBI's taxonomy places the organism in Eukaryota, Metazoa, Chordata, Mammalia, Primates, Hominidae. The record is from RefSeq and is a predicted model, not a curated record. Gene Ontology annotation, molecular function: transmembrane signaling receptor activity. Gene Ontology annotation, biological process: signal transduction.